Cladophialophora yegresii CBS 114405 is the source of this 1452-nucleotide messenger RNA. RefSeq lists its product as uncharacterized. The transcript has 4 exons. Gene Ontology annotation, molecular function: DNA binding. Bases 1 to 1452 code for a protein of 483 amino acids. NCBI's taxonomy places the organism in Eukaryota, Fungi, Ascomycota, Eurotiomycetes, Chaetothyriales, Herpotrichiellaceae. The record is from RefSeq and is a predicted model, not a curated record.
AUGGCUGCCAUCAAAUCUCUUCUCAACCCUGCACAGGAGGCAGAGGGCGAUGACAGCAAUAAUGGCAGCUCCAAGGAAGAUCACUCCGCCGUGGACAGCCAGACGUCACCAAGCUCGCAGCUGACAGCACACACUCUGGACAAACGCAUGCGGAAGAAACAGAAGGUCUGCAAAGACGCGGCAGUCUUCAAGCCAAGCACGGUUCGAGGGGAAUGCCGAUAUCCUCCAGACGAAUUUCAAGACGAGCUGCUCGAAGCAAAACAUCAGAUGUACGAAGUCUACCCCGUUGGCGACAUUGCGACAUACCCAAGACAUAUUCCUUACAAUAGCGAGAAGAAGUUGUUUUGGGAGAAGACCGGAAGGGAAAGCUUUGAAGUCUUCCAGUACCAGUACAAGAUUCCGGGCGACCCGACCACCUACACCAUGCUGUGGGACUACAACAUUGGCUUGGUCCGGACCACACCGCUGUUCAAGUGCGGUAACUAUUCCAAAACAACACCGGCCAAGAUGCUGGCUCGGAACCCAGGACUUAAAGAACUGUGUCAUAGUAUCACCGGCGGAGCUCUUGUCGCGCAAGGUUACUGGAUACCGUAUGAAGCGGCAAAAGCAGUGGCAGCGACGUUCUGCUGGCACAUCCGCUACGCAUUGACACCAGUCUUCGGCAAAGACUUUCCCAACAUUUGUCUCCCUCCCAGCAAUGAGAACUUCGGCUCCAUGCAGAUCGAUCCUGAGAUCACGAAAUACUGCGCUGCGCAGGCUCGGCAUUAUCGCGAAUUGGAGACUCAGUCAACAUCUGGUCUGUCACCAAGCCUGCCUAGUCCGCGUCCGCCUCAAACACCCAAGGCCCGGCCACAACUGCGAAAGAUCCUGCCCAAGCCAUACAAGGAGACCGAUAGUACGAGCGAGUACUCAACCGAUACCGGCUCGGAGGACAAGUAUGAGCUGUCUUCGCCAUCACCACAGAUAGCAUUCACCAACCCAUGGUCCUCCAUCAACUCCCCUCGCUCACCGUCCCCCAAGGUAUCCUUUACCAAUCCAUGGUCACCUGCCAGCACCACUAGAUCCUCCUCGCCGCACGGUACGUCUCGCAAAGGUCGACAUGCAGCCAACAUUCCCAGAUCACAUACACCACUGGAUUUACUGCCGCCACCUCUCAAACCCCUGCACACUGCCCCCGGCACCAUGGUCACCACAACCAAGCGCCAAGCAACGCCAAUGACGCCAGCAGUGUCUCCCAGAUCGCAUGGGGAUCGUAUGGAUAUCGACGAAGACUAUGAUGCAGGGUCCGAUGAUUCCGACGGUGGACCGAGAGAGAAAGACGGCAUUGCGAGGAAGAAGUCGUCCCGAGGACUCACGGAGACCAAAGCUGCUUACGUCCUGAUGAAGUUGAAGGCGCAGACAAAAUUCCCUAAGCGAGACUUCAGAUCACUCAAGCGUCGAGCAUCUGCAUAG